AUGCCCAUCGACCGCACUCCCCAGAACAACCUCAAGCCGAAGCUCGCGAGCAACCGGACCGCGAAGACGCCGCUAACGCCUCGCCUUGCUGCUGCACCUAUUCCCAAGCGACUGCAAACAGCACGCAGUCGACCCGCACCGGUUGCCAACACGGUGCACGAGGACGUCACGCCCGUGAAGGCUUUCCUCAACAGCAAUGUCACUCCCCGGUCCUCGUCCAGAAAGUCCCGCGUCGGCGUGGAGAGCACACUGUCUUCGCCUAGUGGCACGCCCAUCAAUACGCCCUCGUCUUCGCGACCGGCUUCCACCAUAGACUUCCACCAGAAAGAGCCAGGCACUGGCUACAGUGCACUCGGGGUUGCUGGCAACAAAGGUGCCCAGGGUGCCGUCCGCCCACGCAGCACCCCAGGACCAGGCGGUCCCCAGUUCGCACCGCCUUCACGGCCGCCCUUGUCCAACAUCCACAAUUCAACACCAGAUGUAGGCUCGGCGAAACCAACUUCCUCUCUCUUCUUCCAUGCCAGCGAUGUUAGACCUCAAGAACAGCAGCAGCAGCAGCCGCCACAGAAAAAAGCACCCGUCUUCUUCUAUGCCAAUGGCAAGCAGGAUGGACCUCCGCGGAGACCAGAUAUGGCGUCUCCGCCCUUGUCAUCAGCGGGUAGAUCGCACUCGGGAAGCAAGUUCUUUCAUGCUGACACUGUCUCCGAGGUGAGGAGCAACCCACCAAACCUCACUCCAUCGCCCAUGUCUACGUCGCCAGAGCCGUUGCACCACCUGAACCCACCCCCUCCCCCUGGCCAAGCUCGAUCGCCGUCACCUACCAAGGAGUGGGCGCAUCUAUCCUAUCGAAAGGGUGCAUCCCAGGUGAUGCGACCAUCAAUAGUUUCGCGCAAUUCUGCAAUGUCCAUCCUCUCUGGGCCGCCAACUCCCGACGUGCCAGACCGCCCCAGCAGACGUUCCAGUGCCGCAUCCUACGCCAUGAGGGGAAGUCACGGCAAGAGUGCUAGCUUGUCUUCCAUCGACUCCGUGACGGAUCCGAAGCAUGCACCGUCCACCGAUCCUGCAGGCCACGCACCCAGUCCACUGAAUACCGAGAGGCGGGUCGUGAGUAUAGCGUCUGUCGCUGACAGCAUGGCGUCCAUGCCAUCUCCGCCAUUAGCCUCGUUCUCUGGACUUCCAUCUCCAACCUCAACAAGCCCGACUAAGCGAGACGGCACUCAGAGCGCACUGGAAGCAAUGAACGAGCUCGCUGCGAAUGCGCGUCGCGAACGGAAAGUACUGGAUCUUGAGAUCAGCAACUCUUCAUUGCUCGCGAUCAACCGCUCACUCGAAAAAGAGGUCCGUAAGCAAAAGGCUGAGAUUAGGAGGUUCCGCCGCAUGAGCAGAGCUGGCCGCUUCUCCGUCGAUACAGCUGGCGCAGCUCUGGAAAGCUCGCCCCUGCAUAGUGCUAGUCAUGUUGGUGACCUAUCCGACAUGUCAGAAGAAGACGAAGGAGACCAGCUGGAAGAACCUGAGGAGGAAGAGCCCGAAAGCAGUGAGGAUUCUUUUGACGAAAGCCAAUUAAGUCCAUCAGCUCAGCUAGAGCGAGACGAGGCCCACCGCUUCAAGGACGAGAAACGUCUACAGCUCGACCUGUCGAAACACCGGGAUCUACUCCUCGACAGCCAGAAGAUGAACCAGAGUCUGAAGCGGUGCAUGAACUGGACAGAGCAGCUCAUCAAAGACGGCCAAAAAGCACUAGAAUACCAGGUCCGGCCCAGCGACGUCAAAAUCGGUGGCCGCGUGCUCAUCGCCGAAGACGACGACGAAGACGACAACACGCAAGCAGAGGAAUCUAAGGGUCUUCUCAGCCCUUGGAGCCCGCUCCACCGCUCCAUCGACGGCCUUGAAGCACUCGACUCGCCCUUCUUCGCAGGCGCAAUGGAGCGCAUCGUCGACCGCGACAGCGGCGUGGACAUUGACGGUUUAGACGCCCUCGCUCCACCCAUACCUGGCUCAACAGCCUCUCUCGGCUCCCCAUUCGAAGAGCGCAUACAGCGCCUUCAAGCCUCCAUCGAGGCCCUUUCAUAA
Parastagonospora nodorum SN15 is the source of this 2070-nucleotide messenger RNA. RefSeq lists its product as hypothetical. Bases 1 to 2070 code for a protein of 689 amino acids. The record is from RefSeq and is a predicted model, not a curated record. Lineage: Eukaryota; Fungi; Ascomycota; Dothideomycetes; Pleosporales; Phaeosphaeriaceae. The transcript is spliced from 2 exons.